AUGGCGAAACAGACUCUCCUCUCUCUUCUCUUGCAUUUCGUCGUCUUCAUCUCUUGUACGUUUCCGUCUACAUCGUUUCUCUUGAACGAACGCAGCUUCGAGAUAUCGAGCUUGCCGUCAUCGCGGGCGGGGGAUCUGAUCCGGGAGCUAAACCUUUUCCCCAAGCUAGACGCGAACGUGAUCGAUGGUGCUGAUUCGACUCUCACUGCCGCGGAAGGACCUUCGAUUGUUGAACGGAACUUCAGGUUCCCGAAUAUACUUGCUGAUUCCGGCGAUUCCGGCGAUACAGUCCAGGAUUUAGGUCAUCAUGCUGGUUAUUACAAACUCCCCAAAUCCCAAGGCGCAAGGCUGUUCUACUUCUUCUUUGAGUCACGCAAGAAGAAGGAGGAUGAUCCUAUUGUGAUUUGGCUGACUGGAGGGCCUGGAUGUAGCGGUGAGUUGGCUAUGUUCUAUGAGAAUGGACCUUUCACGAUCACUCAGAACAUGUCUCUUGCUUGGAAUGAGUAUGGAUGGGAUCAGGCUUCCAAUCUUCUGUAUGUUGAUCAGCCUGUUGGUACUGGUUUCAGCUACACAACAGAUAAAAGUGAUAUUCGUCAUGAUGAAACCGGUGUUAGCGAUGAUCUAUACGAUUUUCUGCAGGCUUUCUUUGCGGAGCACCCUAACUUGGCUAAAAAGGACUUUUACAUAACUGGAGAGUCAUAUGCUGGCCACUACAUUCCAGCAUUUGCUUCCCGAGUCCACAGAGGAAACAAGGCUAACGAGGGAGUUCAUGUUAACCUUAAGGGAUUCGCCAUUGGAAACGGUCUUACAGAUCCUGCAAUCCAAUACCCAGCCUAUCCUGACUAUGCUUUGACAAUGGGUUUAAUCACGAAAGAAGAGCAUAAUCGUUUAGAAAAAAUUGUCCCACUGUGUGAACUAUCAAUUAAGCUUUGUGGAACUGAUGGAACAGUUUCUUGUUUGGCGUCAUAUCUUGUUUGCAACACCUUGUUCACUGGUGUGAUAAACCAUGCUCGUGGAGUAAACUAUUAUGACAUCAGGAAGAAGUGCGAGGGGAGUAUGUGCUACGACUUUUCAAACAUGGAGAAAUUCUUGAACCUUAAAUCAGUGAGAAAGUCGCUUGGUGUUGGGGACAUAGAGUUCGUCUCGUGUAGUACUAGUGUCUAUUCAGCAAUGCUACAAGAUUGGAUGAGAGAUCUCGAGCUUGGAAUCCCAGCGCUCUUGGAAGAUGGAAUAAACGUUCUUGUGUAUGCUGGAGAAUAUGAUCUCAUCUGCAACUGGCUUGGUAACUCAAGGUGGGUGAAUGCAAUGGAGUGGUCAGGGAAAGAGAGCUUCAAGGCAACUAAAGCAGUUCCGUUUUUGGUUGAUGGCAAAGAAGCAGGCUCUCUAAAGAGUUUUGGACAACUAAGCUUCCUCAAGGUGAAAGACGCAGGACACAUGGUUCCAAUGGACCAGCCAAAAGCUGCGUUAAACAUGCUUAAGAGUUGGAUGAAGAAUUCGCUUCGUGAAGUUCCUAUGGAUGUACCUGCAGAGGGAGAGGAGCUGGUUGCUCAGAUGUGA
Messenger RNA from Microthlaspi erraticum, 1557 nucleotides. Lineage: Eukaryota; Viridiplantae; Streptophyta; Magnoliopsida; Brassicales; Brassicaceae. The record is from the annotation of a GenBank genome assembly.